Messenger RNA from Penicillium diatomitis, 1533 nucleotides. RefSeq names its product carboxylic acid transport protein. Gene Ontology annotation, cellular component: plasma membrane. The transcript is spliced from 4 exons. The coding region runs from base 1 to 1533 and encodes 510 amino acids. Gene Ontology annotation, molecular function: carboxylic acid transmembrane transporter activity. Lineage: Eukaryota; Fungi; Ascomycota; Eurotiomycetes; Eurotiales; Aspergillaceae. The record is from RefSeq and is a predicted model, not a curated record. Gene Ontology annotation, biological process: carboxylic acid transport; transmembrane transport.
AUGACAUCCAAUGAGCCCGCUGAGCCCAUCCCCAAGGGCGUCAUUGCGACCGCACGUCAGUCUCUCGGGGACCUGUUUGUCUGGAAACAGCGCGUGGAAAUCAUCAACGAAUAUGGAGAGACCCGUGCAGAAUGGCAGGCUCCUGAGCCUAUCCAAAAUCCCAUCAGUCUGAUGGCACAGCUUUCCGCUCGAGACUGGGUCUUCUUUCUUGUUGGUCUUGCAGCGUGGACAGCCGAUGCCUUUGAUUUCCAUGCCCUGUCCAUCCAGACGAAGAAACUGUCGGACUAUUAUGGGCGCUCAAAGACUGACAUCUCCACGGCAAUCACGUUGACGCUACUUCUGCGCAGUGUAGGCGCCGCGUUCUUCGGGUUUGCGGGUGAUAAAUACGGUCGCAAAUGGCCAAUGGUGCUGAACAUGAUCAUCCUUGGCAUCUUGCAAAUUGCCACCAUUUACAGUCAAACUUUCCAGCAGUUCCUGGCAGUCCGCAGCCUCUUCGGUCUUUUUAUGGGUGGAGUGUACGGUAAUGCCAUUGCCAUGGCUUUGGAGCACUGCCCGGUGAAUGCUCGAGGACUGAUGUCUGGAAUACUUCAACAAGGAUACUCAUUGGGAUAUGUGCUCGCGGCAUGUGCCAACCUUGGAGUCGGCGGCGCGACUGAUAGUUGGAAAACCGUCUUCUGGGCUGCGGCGGGCAUUUCUAUCGGUAUCGGUGUCAUUCGAAUCUUCUUCCCCGAGUCAAAGCAAUUCAUCGAGGCAAAGAAGGCGGGAAAGAGGAACAUGAGCGCUGGCGAGUUCGGCAAAGAGAUCAAGCUCAUGUUGGCGAAAGAGUGGAAGAUGUGCGUCUAUUGUGUCUUCUUAAUGACUUGGUUCAACUAUUACUCGCACACCUCGCAAGAUUCGUACACCACCUUCAUGCUCACGCAAAAGAAACUGAACAACGCGGGUGCCUCCAGAGCGUCCAUUCUGAUGAAGACAGGGGCUUGCGUAGGCGGAACAAUCAUAGGAUACCUGUCACAAUUCGUGGGGCGGCGUCGUGCCAUCAUUGUCGCAGCUAUGAUGUCGGCAUUUCUGAUCCCCGCCUGGAUUCUGCCCACAGACGAAGCGUCCCUGAGUGCCAGUGGCUUUUUCAUGCAAUUUUUUGUUCAGGGAGCCUGGGGCGUGAUUCCUAUUCACUUGAACGAACUGUCUCCGCCAGCCUUCCGAUCUUCGUUUCCAGGUUUGACGUACCAGCUUGGAAACAUGAUCAGCUCACCCUCGGCGCAGAUCGUGAAUGCUAUUGCGGAAUCUACCUGGGUCAGUAUUCCAUCUGGUGGCAGGGCAUCUGCUUACGGUCCAGUGAUGGGUAUUGCGACGGCAAUCAUUGCCAUUGGGAUCGUCAUCACCACUGCUGUCGGUCCCGAGAAGCGCGGCCGUGGAUUCGAACUGGUCGUUGCUGCAGUUGACGAGCACGCAGCCGCAAAGAAUCUGGAUCUGGAACAGGGUGAAGAUAACAAAAACAAGGACGAAGUCAUUGAGAUGGCCGAUCGAAAGCAAUAA